AUGGAUCAAGAUAACGAAAUUGAUAGAUUACGUGAAACUGAAUUAUGGAACAACAACAACAAUAUUAGUAAUACUGCUUCUGAUCCUAAUGAUUUAACUUUGCCGUCAUCAAUAACUGCAUUUGAUCCUAUUCAACAACAAGAAUUAGAACAAUUACAAGCUUUACUUGAUCCAUCAUCAUCAUUAUCUCACAAUGAAGAACAACAACAACAACAACAAGGACAACAACACCACUUAAAAAAUAAUGAGACGUCUCAAUGUUGGAUUAGAGCAUUAAUAUUUAUUGGUUAUUGUAUAUCAACAGUAUUUUUUUCAAUACAUUUAUGGAUUCAAUAUUUUUUCGUCAAAUAUACUUAUGAUGAUCAAACAGCAGUGAAUAUGUUGAAUUAUGUGACUGCAGCUCAAGAACAAGCGAUUGAUGAAUAUCUGAGAAAGACAGAGAGGCGGAGGAGUAGAGAAAGUGAUCAAUAA
Molecule: messenger RNA, 471 nt
Organism: Candida albicans SC5314
Lineage: Eukaryota; Fungi; Ascomycota; Pichiomycetes; Serinales; Debaryomycetaceae
Exons: 1
Coding region: 1-471 (156 amino acids)
Source: RefSeq, a predicted model, not a curated record